AAAAGGGUUGUAAGAAGCGUUUGAGAGAGCUCCAUGGAAAUGUGUGAGCGCAAUCUUCUGAAUUCUGGCUAUGUUGGUUCUCUGUUGAAUUUUCCUACCCCGGAGUCGUUAUAUUUUUCCAACCUGCGGGGCAAUGGAGCUCAUCUCUCUGGGCUGCAUCAGAUUUCCUACAACAGGCGAGAGGUGUGCUCGCUCCCGUGGACUUCCCCAAGUUCGUGCACAUCUCCGCCUCAGAGCCGCGCCUUCAGUGGCUACUCUCCGCCGUUUCUAUCCAAUUCAGUGCCUGUAAAUACUAAUCCCAACAACCACAACAAGGGACCACUUGACGAGUCCAAUAAAUACUACUUUCAGGAUGUAAACCACAAGCCAGAAGAACCUGCUAGACAUGCGCAGGCCUUUUCUGGUGAACAUGGAGUUAUCAAUUUCGGUAGCUCGAAAUAUGAAUUUUCGAACUUGGACAGACGGUCCCAUAAUUCCGGUGCACAACACGAACUGAAUCCCACCAACCAGGCAAGUGCCGCCGGCUUCAAGCAGUCGGCCCAUUCAAUUCCCACAAUUCAACCAUCUUCAAGUAAUGCAGGUGCCAGGGCGUCAUUUUCUCAUGAUGCACCCUGGUGCUCUUCACAAGUGAAACCCAGAAAAAAGAGAAAACCAUACACAAAGCCACAGCUCGCUGAACUUGAGAACGAAUAUAUGAUGAACGAGUUCAUAAACAGGCAAAAAAGGAAGGAACUCUCUGAAAGACUGGACUUGAGUGAUCAACAAGUCAAAAUAUGGUUUCAGAACCGCAGAAUGAAAAAGAAGAGGCUGAUGAUGCGUGACCAUGCAUUUUCCAUGUACUGACAGCCUUGGGUCUUGAUAAUGACCUCGUGUGGCUUCGGUUCAGACAAGCGCAGCCACUUCAAACCUCUGUCCUGAGCCACUGAUCUUGGCAAUAUAGUUAUAGGCCUAUCAUUUUUUUUUAUUUUAAGAACGAUUUAUUGUAUAUUUUGGAUGGUUAUACAAACAACUGAGCUUGUGAAUUGUUGUUACUUUUGGCCUUGUAUUAUUAGUUAGUUGGUGAUGAAGAAAGCAU
Molecule: messenger RNA, 1075 nt
Organism: Salvelinus namaycush (lake trout)
Lineage: Eukaryota; Metazoa; Chordata; Actinopteri; Salmoniformes; Salmonidae
Product: homeobox protein Hox-D12a-like
Exons: 2
Coding region: 34-843 (269 amino acids)
Biological process (GO): regulation of DNA-templated transcription
Molecular function (GO): DNA-binding transcription factor activity, RNA polymerase II-specific; sequence-specific double-stranded DNA binding
Source: RefSeq, a predicted model, not a curated record